GAGACCGACUGAAGACUGAAGACCUGAGACCGGGACUGAAGACCUGAGACCGGGAUUGAAGACUGAAGACCUGAGACCGGGACUGAAGACCUGAGACCGGACUGAAGACCUGAGCAGCUCGUCUCCAUGACGUCCACGUGUCACUUCCUCUUCCUCUUCCUCUUCCUCCUCACACAGUCAGCUGACUCCUCUCCCUCUGUUGACAACACCACCGAGGAUCUACAGGAAGUGACUCUGGCCGCCAUUUUACCGAUGACUAACACAGAGUAUGCGUGGGCGUGGCCUCGUGUGGCGCCCGCGCUCCAGGAGGCGGUGCAGCGGGUGAACUCUGACCCGUGGCUGCUGCCUGGCCUGAAGCUCCGCCUUCUUAACGGCAGCUCAGAGAACCGUGACGGUUUCUGCUCGGACUCGAUGGCACCGCUGGUCGCUGUCGACUUUAAGAUGUCCAACGACCCCUGGGCGUUCAUCGGCCCCGGCUGCGAUUAUUCUUCUUCACCUGUCGCCCGCUUCACGACACACUGGGGCGUUCCCAUGGUGACCGCCGGCGCCCGCGCCAUCGGCUUUGAGCACUACGCAGCGGUCACCAACACAGGCCCCACCCACAAGAAGCUGGGCGAGUUUGGCGCCAGCAUUCAGGAGAUGUUGGGCUGGCGGCAGCACGCCAUGCUCGUGUUCAGCGACAACAAAGACGCCAACGACGACCGCUCGUGCUACUUCGCCGCAGAAGGACUUUACACGGUGCUGGGAAACCACAAUGUGUCCAUCAGAGAUCACGUGAUCGACGCCGACGUCAACUACAAGACGGUGGUUCAGAUGAUCCGAGACAACGGCAGAGUGGUCUACCUGUGCUCUUCCUGGGACAUCCUGAGGACUCUGAUGGUCCAGUUCUGGAAGGAGGGUGUGGAUUUAAAGGAAUACGCCUUCUUCUUCAUUGACCUGUUUGCUGAGGGUUUGGGGGGGCGGAGUCCAAUCAGACCCUGGUUCAGAGGAGACCACGAUGAUGUCACUGCCCGACUGGCGUUCAGGAGUGUGAAGGUGUUGACGUACAUGGAGCCGCAGAAUCCUCAGUAUCUGCAGUUUGUUCACGCUCUGAAAAUCAACGCCAAGGAAAUGUUCAACUUCACCAUCGAGGACUCUCUGUAUAAUCUGAUCGCUGGAGGCUUCUAUGAUGGAGUCAUGCUCUACGCUCACGCUCUCAAUGAGACUCUGGCUGAGCUGCGAGGACCGGGACCAGGACUGGGUCCAGUCCACAGGCCUAAAGAGGACCUGGUGACCAGGAAGAUGUGGAACAGAACUUUCCCAGGAGUCAUGGGUGUGGUGGAGAUGGACACGUUUGGGGACAGACAGACGGACUUUGCCAUAUGGGACAUGACGGACGUUGACUCUGGAGAGUUUCAGGUGGUGUGUGUCUACAACAGCAGCACAAAACAGCUGGUCAUGCAGAGUGGGCGGAGCUUCCAGUGGCCAGGUGGGUCACCACCUCCAGACGUCCCAGAGUGUGGCUUCAAAAACGACAAACCGGCCUGCCGCGCACGUACAGUGUCCAUGCAUCAGAUGGUUGCCAUAGUGAUCUGCUUCGUCUUCAUCAUCAUCGUUACCGUGACCGUCUUCAUCUACAGGAAGUUGAAGUUGGAGAGUGAGCUGGCAGCUCAGCUGUGGAGAGUGUCCUGGGAAGACGUCCAGAUGAGUAACCUGGACAAAGUCCUGAAGAGAGCGUGGAGCCGACUCACUCUGUCCCUGAAAGGAUCAAACUACGGCUCCCUGAUGACCAUGGAGGGAAACUUCCAGAUCUACACCAAGACUGGAUACUACAAGGGAAACCUCGCUGCCAUCAAAUACAUCAAUAAGAAACGGAUUGAACUGACCCGGAAAGUUCUGUUUGAACUGAAACAUAUGCGGGAUGUCCAGAACGAGCACCUGACCCGUUUCAUCGGCGCCUGCAUGGACCCGCCCAACAUGUGCAUCAUCACAGAGUACUGUCCUAGAGGCAGUCUGCAGGACCUGAUGGAGAGUGACAGCAUUACUCUGGACUGGAUGUUCAGAUACUCACUCAUCAAUGACAUCGUCAAGGGCAUGGCGUUCAUCCACAACAGCGUCAUCGUCUCCCACGGUAACCUGAAGUCGUCCAACUGUGUCGUGGACAGUCGAUUUGUCCUGAAGAUCACAGACUACGGACUGAAGAGUCUGCGCAGCUGCAGCAGUCCUGAGGACACACACGCGUACUACGCACGUAAGCUGUGGACUGCCCCUGAGCUGCUGAGGUCACAGUGUCCCCUCCCCUGCGGGACACAGAAGGGAGACGUGUACAGCUUUGGGAUCAUCCUACAGGAAGUGGCUCUGCUGAGGGGCGUGUUCUACCUCGACGCGCACACACUCACGCCUAAAGAGAUUGUCCAGGCCGUGCGGCAGGGUGAAACCCCGCCCCUCCGCCCCUCCCUCUGCUUCCACAGUCACAGCGAGGAGCUCGGCGUCCUGAUGCAGCGAUGCUGGAGCGAGGAGUCCAGCGAACGACCCGACUUUAACACCAUCAAGAUCCUGCUCAGGAAACAACACAGAGGUUACGGCUCCAACAUCCUGGACAACCUCCUGUCUCGGAUGGAGCAGUACGCCAACAACCUGGAGGAGCUGGUGGAGGAGAGAACGCAGGCGUACCACGAGGAGAAACGCAAGGCCGAGGCUCUGCUCUACCAAAUACUGCCACAUUCUGUUGCUGAACAGUUGAAACGAGGUGAAACUGUCCAGGCUGAAGCGUUUGACUCCGUCACCAUUUACUUCAGUGACAUCGUUGGUUUCACGGCGCUCUCUGCUGAGAGCACGCCACUGCAGGUGGUGACUCUGCUGAACGACCUCUACACCUGCUUCGACGCCAUCAUCGACAACUUUGACGUUUACAAGGUGGAGACCAUUGGUGACGCCUACAUGGUGGUGUCGGGUCUGCCGGUGAGGAACGGUAAACUCCACGCUCGGGAGGUCGCCCGCAUGUCUCUCGCUCUGCUGGACGCUGUCAAGAGUUUCAGGAUCAGACAUCGACCCGAGCAGCAGCUGCUGCUGCGCAUCGGCAUUCACAGCGGUGUGUGUCACAUGACAGGAGCCAGUAAAGGGCUGGUUCAGGGUUUUUUCCAACAGGAAACAAAAGUUUGUAAACCACUCACUCUCCCACACCAUGAGCCUGAUACCAAGGAGGAGGGAGGGGAGAGUGGGGAGGAGUGCAGGGGGCGUGGUCGGCUAGACAUUAAAUCUUGGCUGACCUCUGACCUGCUCCAACUAAACCGCCGGAAGACAGAGUUGACAGUGGUCGGUCCAAAGUCUCUCUUCAACAAGGUGGGAGAUCUGGACAUCACCACUUCACUGUCCACGGAGACGAUCACCCCUGAUUCUAACACACUGACGCAGGAAGGGGUGUGGCUCCGGGUGUCCUCGGCUCUCAUUGGCCGACGCUCUCUUCACUCAGCAGCCUCAGUUACAUGA
Solea senegalensis (Senegalese sole) is the source of this 3468-nucleotide messenger RNA. RefSeq names its product atrial natriuretic peptide receptor 1-like. The transcript is spliced from 23 exons. Gene Ontology annotation, biological process: cGMP biosynthetic process; receptor guanylyl cyclase signaling pathway; protein phosphorylation. Gene Ontology annotation, molecular function: peptide receptor activity; guanylate cyclase activity; protein kinase activity. Gene Ontology annotation, cellular component: membrane. Bases 127 to 3468 code for a protein of 1113 amino acids. Lineage: Eukaryota; Metazoa; Chordata; Actinopteri; Pleuronectiformes; Soleidae. The record is from RefSeq and is a predicted model, not a curated record.